UUUCAGUUCCUCAGUUCCAAACUUCUCUUGCUCUUCCUCUUCCUCUUCCUCGAUUUCCAAACCCUAGCUUUGAUCUUCAUCCUUGUGGCUUCCCAUGAACCCUCUUCAUCGCAUGAUCGGUAGCAUUUUGGGAAGAUCGCCUCUUCGUCUCUGACUAGAAAGAAACCCUUCGGACCGUGGCUUGACUCGCUGGGUGAUUGCCGGCGCUGUCUCCAUCUUCCUUCUCUUCUGCUUACGGCUAUCUUUCUCGCCAUGCCGGAGGAGGAAGCAUGAUAAAGUCCUUCGCUUGCCUCCUUGCACCAUCUCGGAUCUCCGAGUGCUCAAGCAUGACAUCAAGCUGAACAAUGCAAUUCUUGCAGAGGAUAAGCAUUUGUCAAUUUUGAGCAAUAUCACCGGAAAGAAGGAGCUACUUUCUCGCUCUGUGCCUUCCCUUUUGCGAUUUGGAAAUGAAAGAAGCUACCUUGCUUGGCUCUCAGAUUGGAGACAACAAAGGAUCCCGCGCUCUCAGUAUGUCAGAUAAGAAAAAGGAGGCCAAGAAAUCUUCCGACCUUGUCAAUGGGAGAUGCCACUUGGCUCCGCUAGUGUCCACACUCGAUGAACUGAAGAAGCAUAUGAGUCAAAGACAUUGGGAGAUCAUCCGUAUGACUCCAUUUAGCCCAUUAUUGGAUUUACAUCCAAUAGUCCAAGAGAGGGGAUUAUUGGAUGGCAUUCUUCAACUUUUUGAUGAUCCGACCAACACAUUUAAGAUUGGCAAAAGCCAUGUUACGUUCAGGCCUGAGGAUGUUUCACUUAUAUUAGGUCUACCAUGCUAUGGAACUGUGGUGAAGUUCAAGCGGCAAAAGCCUCUGUCUGAAUUUGAGGAGAAGUACUUGAAGACAUCCAAAGACCGACAGAGAGACAACAUUAAGAAGAAGCUGAUGGAAAUUGUCCAUCAUAGAAGUGAAGAGAAUUUUGUAAAAUUGUUGGUGGUGUACAUUAUGGCAUCCUUCCUUUUCCCCCACACCACUUCCUCUGCCCCAAGUUGGGUUGGUCAAUAUGUUGAUCAAUUGUACACAAUGGGCCAGUAUGCAUGGGCGCUGGCUGUCCAUAAAUUUUUAAUGGAUGGUGUCCCCAAGGCAGCGAGGUGUGUCAAAGCCAGGCGAUCAGAUAGGAAGAUUAAUACUGGCUAUCUGCGGGGGUGUGUUAUUGCGCUUAACAUAUGGUUUUAUGAAGUGACUGGCACGGGGAAAAAGGUACAUUAUGGGAAAGUACCUCGAGCUCUUUGCUAUGGAGAGAAGAGCUUCAGAAAGACAGUAUCAGUGGGUGCUCUUCUGGACUCCCUCUCUGGGAGAGAAAUUUCAGAGCUCAUUCCACUUAGCAACGAAGAAAAUGGCAUAUUAGGGACCACAUGGGCGAGUAGAGUUGAUCGGCCCAUGACUGCAGAGAAAGUCAGGAAGAAAGCAAAGGUGGAGAACAUUAACAGCCCCCAACAAACACCUCUCCAUCAUUCUUCAAAUGAUAGCAGUAAAAGGAGCCAGGAAUUUAAUAUCAUGGUUCAUCGCUUGUUGGAAUCCUUGGAGUUGUUGAUGCAGGCUGCUCGUAAUUUACGAACUUGUCCAGAAAAACCAAGAGAAAGCUCCUCUCUCACUUCCUUGCUGGAUGCCAUUGAGUGGCUGGAUACCAUUGAGUCAGUGAAGGAGGAUGUUUAAUGGAUACAAAGUAAAUUGAUACCAAGGAUAUUAUAAGAGUUUGAAUCUGCCAGUUAAAGCUUCAUGUGAAGCUUUGUUUAGUUGUUCCCCAAAAUCAUGGGUUUCGUGAUUUUAUUUGAAAGAUAAUAGUGUAGAAUUCAUUCUCUGUUGAACAUGGCAUCUAAUUGUAUAGUUUUGAUUGCACUUAAAAAUCUCUGGAUUGUCUCUUGAAACUUGCUGGUCAUUAAGCAACAGGAUUAUGGACUGAAGGUUUGCUGACAAUUAAUAUA
Dioscorea cayenensis subsp. rotundata (Guinea yam) is the source of this 1957-nucleotide messenger RNA. RefSeq lists its product as uncharacterized. The record is from RefSeq and is a predicted model, not a curated record. NCBI's taxonomy places the organism in Eukaryota, Viridiplantae, Streptophyta, Magnoliopsida, Dioscoreales, Dioscoreaceae. The transcript has 5 exons. The coding region runs from base 447 to 1688 and encodes 413 amino acids.